Messenger RNA from Gadus macrocephalus (Pacific cod), 3768 nucleotides. RefSeq names its product phosphatidylinositol 4,5-bisphosphate 3-kinase catalytic subunit alpha isoform-like. Gene Ontology annotation, biological process: phosphatidylinositol-3-phosphate biosynthetic process; phosphatidylinositol-mediated signaling; cell migration. The transcript is spliced from 26 exons. The coding region runs from base 539 to 3745 and encodes 1068 amino acids. Gene Ontology annotation, cellular component: plasma membrane; cytoplasm; phosphatidylinositol 3-kinase complex, class IA. The record is from RefSeq and is a predicted model, not a curated record. Gene Ontology annotation, molecular function: 1-phosphatidylinositol-3-kinase activity; 1-phosphatidylinositol-4-phosphate 3-kinase activity. NCBI's taxonomy places the organism in Eukaryota, Metazoa, Chordata, Actinopteri, Gadiformes, Gadidae.
CACACACACACACACACACACACACACACACACACACACACACACACACACACACACACACACACACACACAGCCAUAUCAUCUGUUCCGUGCCAAGACAGCCUGGCUCCAUCGCGUGAAGACAUUUUUCUCGCAGCAUUGCGAAUCAAAACAUCUUAUCAUCGUAGCGGACAUAUGUGCGGUCUUAUAGAUCGGGUUAGUUCUCUCAGGAUGAGCAGUGGUCGAUGCGGAACCCUGGUUCCGUCAUCCACUGUCUGGUACGGAGAGAGUCGCUCCCACACCACGGCUCUGGCCGCCGGGCGUUAAGACCCGAACAGCUCCUAUAGAUCCUCAUCUCCUCACCAGUGAAGCCUGGCUUCAAAAGCGCAUGGACUGAAACAUGAAGGGUGGGACUGCCACAUUGACAGAGUAGGAGAGCCCUUCUCUGAGGGCAGGGUGUCCCGGGUUGGAGCCUCUGGGUGUCCCGGUUGGAGCCUCUGGGUGUCCCGGUUGGAGCCGACGGGGGCUGAGGGAGUGAGCUGGGGCAGGGCCAGGGACCAUGCCUCCCAGGCCGUCCUCUGGGGAGCUCUGGGGCAUCCACCUCAUGCCCCCCAGGAUCCUGGUGGACUGUCUGCUGCCAAACGGCAUGCUCCUGACCCUGGAGUGCCUGCGUGAGGCCACUCUCAUCACCAUCAAACACGAGCUGUUCAGGGAGGCCCGGAAGUACCCCCUCCACCACCUCCUGCAGGAGCAGACCUCCUACAUCUUCGUCAGCGUCACACAGGAGGCCGAGAGGGAGGAGUUCUACGAUGAGACGCGCAGGCUCUGUGACCUCCGGCUCUUCCAGCCCUUCCUCAAGGUCAUCGAGCCCGUGGGGAACCGCGAGGAGAAGAUCCUGAACCGGGAGAUCGGCUUCGCCAUCGGGAUGCCGGUGUGUGAGUUCGACCUGGUGAAGGACCCCGAGGUGCAGGACUUCCGGAGGAACAUCCUCAGCGUGUGUAAGGACUCAGUGGAGCUGCGGGACGUCAGCGGGCCGCACAGCCGAGCGCUGUACGUCUACCCGCCCAGCGUGGAGUCUGGACAGGAGCUGCCCAAACACAUCCACAGCAAGCUGGACAAAGGUCAGAUCAUCGUGGUGAUCUGGGUGAUCGUUUCCCCCAACAAUGACAAGCAGAAGUACACGCUGAAGAUCAACCACGACUGUGUGCCCGAACAGGUGAUCGCGGAGGCCAUCCGUAAGAAGACGCGCAGCAUGCGUCUGUCCCCCGGGCAGCUGAAGAUGUGCGUCCAGGAGUACCAGGGCAAGUACAUCCUCAAGGUCUGUGGCUGUGACGAGUACCUGCUGGAGAAGUACCCCCUCAGCCAGUACAAGUACAUCCGCAGUUGCAUCAUGCUUGGUCGGAUGCCUAACUUGAUGCUCAUGGCCAAGGACAGCCUGUACAGCCAGUUGCCCGCCGACGCCUUCGUCAUGCCUUCCUACUCCCGCCGCGUCUCCGCGGCGACCGCCUACAUGAACGGCGAGCUGGCCGCCAAGUCGCUGUGGACCAUCAACGGCGCCCUGCGGAUCAGAGUGCUGUGCGCCACCUACGUCAACGUCAACAUACGGGACAUCGACAAGAUUUACGUGAGAACCGGGAUCUACCACGGAGGAGAGCAGAUGUGUGACAACGUCAACACACAGAGGGUCCCGUGCUCCAACCCCAGAUGGAACGAGUGGCUGACCUAUGAUAUGUACAUCCCGGACAUCCCCCGUGCCGCACGCCUCUGCCUCUCCAUCUGCUCCGUCAAGGGAAGGAAAGGAGCCAAGGAGGAGCACUGCCCGCUGGGCUGGGGGAACAUCAACCUGUUCGACUACACCCACACCCUGGUGGCCAACAAGAUGGCCCUGAACCUCUGGCCCGUCCCCCGUGGCAUGGAGGACCUGCUCAACCCCAUCGGGGUCACCGGCUCCAACCCCAACAAGGAAACGCCCUGUCUGGAGCUGGAGUUCGACCACUUCAGCUGCCUGGUCAAGUACCCAGAGAUGAGCUCCGUGGAGGAACAUGCCAACUGGUCUGUCUCCCGCGAGAUGGGCUUCAGCUACAACCUCUCCGGGCAGAGCGGCCGCAUGGCCCGAGACGUCGCCCUGACCGAGGGGGACGUGGAGCAGCUCCGGCAGCUCAACCACCGGGACCCGCUGUCGGAGAUCACCGAGCAGGAGAAGGACUUCCUCUGGAGACACCGCCACUACUGUAUGAACAUCCCUGAAAUCCUGCCCAAAAUCCUGCUGGCAGUCAAGUGGAACUCAAGGGACGAGGUCGCACAGAUGUACUGCCUGCUGAAGGAGUGGCCCUCCAUCCAGCCCGAGCACACCAUGGAGCUGCUGGAUUGUAACUACCCCGACCCCAUGGUGCGAUGCUUCGCCGUGCGCUGCCUGGACAAGUACCUGACGGACGACAAGCUGUCGCAGUACCUCAUCCAGCUGGUCCAGGUACUAAAGUAUGAGCAGUAUCUGGACAAUCCUCUGGUCCGCUUCCUCCUAAAGAAGGCCUUAACCAAUCAAAGAAUUGGGCACUUCUUCUUCUGGCACCUGAAGUCGGAGAUGCACAACAAGACUGUGAGCCAGCGCUUCGGGCUGCUGCUGGAGGCGUACUGCCGGGCCUGCGGGAUGUACCUGAAGCACCUGAGCCGGCAGGUGGAGGCCAUGGAGAAGCUCAUCCACCUCACGGACCUCCUGAAGCAGGAGAAGAAGGACGAGACGCAGAAGGUCCAGAUGCGGUUCCUGGUGGACCAGAUGAAGAGGCCCGACUACAUGGACGCGUUGCAGAGCUUCACCUCCCCGCUCAACCCCGCCCACCAGCUGGGUAACAUCAGGUUGGACGAGUGCAGGAUAAUGUCGUCGGCCAAGCGCCCGCUGUGGCUGAACUGGGAGAACCCGGACAUCAUGUCGGAGCUGCUCUUCCAGAACAAUGAGAUCAUCUUCAAGAACGGAGACGACUUGCGUCAAGAUAUGCUAACCCUUCAAAUAAUCAGAAUCAUGGAAAACAUCUGGCAGAACCAAGGCUUGGAUUUACGGAUGCUUCCCUACGGCUGCCUGUCGCUAGGCGACUGCGUGGGGCUCAUCGAGGUGGUCCGCAACUCCCACACCAUCAUGCAGAUCCAGUGUAAGGGCGGCCUGAAGGGGGCGCUGCAGUUCAACUCCAACACGCUGCACCAGUGGCUCCGGGACAAGAACCGCGGAGAGACGUAUGAUCUGGCUGUAGAUCUCUUUACGAGGUCGUGCGCUGGUUACUGCGUAGCCACCUUUAUCCUGGGCAUCGGAGAUAGACACAACAGCAACAUCAUGGUCAAGGACGACGGACAGUUGUUCCACAUUGACUUUGGUCACUUCCUGGACCACAAGAAGAAGAAGUUUGGUUACAAGAGGGAGCGUGUGCCCUUCGUCCUCACCCAGGACUUCCUCAUCGUCAUCAGCAAGGGAACCCAGGAGUGCACCAAGACCAGAGAGUUUGAGAGGUUCCAGGAGAUGUGCUACAAGGCCUACCUGGCCAUCCGCCAGCACGCCAACCUCUUCAUCAACCUGUUCUCCAUGAUGCUGGGCUCCGGCAUGCCCGAGCUGCAGUCCUUCGACGACAUCGCCUACAUCCGCAAAACGCUGGCCCUGGAGAAGACCGAACAGGAGGCGUUGGACUACUUCAUGAAGCAGAUGAACGACGCGCAUCACGGGGGCUGGACCACUAAGAUGGACUGGAUCUUCCACACCAUCAGACAGCACGCGCUCAACUAGCUGGGGCCUCCACCUCACUCCAC